AUGUCUUAUGUACACGAUAGUGACUCACAUGAGGAGCUGGAUGAUUUGCCCGACGACAUUGAUAGUGAUUUGGAGCCGGUGGAAGACGAUACCUUGGAAACAGCCUUAAUGGUGGGGGCUCAAUUUCAUCAACUCGUAAAUAUUUUCUCGGCUUCCUCGUCGGCAUUUCCCCCUUUAAGAAGGACUCCCUACCGAGAAUCCACUCUCACGGGUUUGGAUUGGGUAAAUGAACUGUUAGCUGGAAAUCCACGGCGCUUCAAAGAUGCAAUGGGCAUAAAUCAAUGUCAUUUUAGCAUCCUAUGUGAUGAAAUCAAAAGGGCGGGAUUCCACGAAGAAACGAGACAACAAAGAAUAGACAUUGAAGAAAGUGUAGCCAUUUUUCUUCAUACAAUAAAAGGUCAUCAAAGGCAACGACGUGCGGGUGAGACAUUCAGACAUUCGGGGGAGACAAUUAGUCGUCAUUGUCACAAAGUCAUCAAUGCGCUAUGUUAUCUAGCCUCCGACUACAUCCGUCCCCCAGACUUCAAUCGCGUUGCACCGUGGAUACGAAAUAAUCGGAACUUAUAUCCCUACUUCAAGGAUUGUAUUGGCGCCAUUGACGGCACUAUUAUACCAGCGUGGGUGCCCGAAGGACAUCAAGGUUCGUACAGAUGUAGGAAAGGUUAUUUAGCCCAAAAUGUGAUGUUGGCGUGUGAUUUUGACUUGAAGUACACUUUCGUCCUAGCGGGCUGGGAAGGCAGCGCAAACGACGCACGUAUUUUUAAUCAAACUAAGGCAGACCCCAGAUAUAAUUUUCCACCACCCGGUAAAUUCUAUGUGGUGGACUCCGGAUACGCAAACAUCCCAGGUUUCAUGACGCCAUAUCGUGGUGAAAGAUAUCAUCUUCCAGAGUGGUUGGGGUCUAACCAGUUGCCCGGCAAUGCUCGUGAGUUGUUUAACAGAAGACAUGCCACUGUCCGUAACGUUAUCGAACGCAGCUUCGGUUUGCUAAAAGGGAAGUUUCCCAUCAUAAAGGGGUUGAUGCCAAACUACAAAGUUCACUCGCAAACCGACAUUGUAAUAGCUUGUUGUGUUCUACACAAUUUUAUUCGGAUGCAUGAACCGCUAGAAAACAUGCCCCCUGAAUUCAGGAACACAGAGUACGUACGGCGACAUGAUCCUCGCGAUCGUACUUUCCCUUUUAUGUCCAAUGAUGGGAACGCGAACCCCAGCGUUGGUGAGCAUUGUGUGUUGCGUGACACGAUAGCCCAAGCCAUGUGGGCGAACCGAAGAUAG
This is a messenger RNA of Striga hermonthica, 1275 nucleotides long. The record is from the annotation of a GenBank genome assembly. NCBI's taxonomy places the organism in Eukaryota, Viridiplantae, Streptophyta, Magnoliopsida, Lamiales, Orobanchaceae.